UUUUUUUUGUCUGUUAUAUACAUAUUUUGGUCUCGAAUAAUAAUAAUAAUAAUAAUAAAAUCUAUACAUCAUGUCUUCGUCUAAUGAGUCUUCAUCACCGACCAUUUCUAUCGAAAAGCCCAUCACAACAAAAGACAUUGCCAACUUAUAUUCUCAUCUCCAAACGAUGAUUGAACAUGUGCCUAAAUCACCUCAUCAACUUACCCCUACGACGUCCUCUACAAGUUUAAAGCAAUUUAAAAAAGAGCCAGACUGCCCUUGUCAUCAUAUCCUUGUUUCUAAAGACUCAGAGCAUUGCGCACUUUGUGAUGAAACUAUACCCGCUAUUCAAGAUAUCCAGCAUGACCCCGAACUUAUUGAGCUUCAAAAAAAAUCAAAUGAAGUCAAUAGAACACUAGAGCGAACCAAAACAGCAUUGUCAUCACUUGAGCAGGAUAUGGUGGUGCUUCAAAAGAAAUAUGAGACGGAAAAAGAAGAAGCUGAAAAGGCUCAAAAGGCGAAACGGGAUGUCGAAAAUGAACUCGAAGAAUUAUCACAACGUCUAUUUGAAGAAGCCAAUGGAAUGGUAGCUGAUGAAAAACGACAGAGGCAUGAAUUAGAAGUACAAUACGAACAUCUUAAAGAAGAGCUUCGGAUAUGUCGAGAGCAAAUGGAAGCAGAAGAGCUACAGUUGAGGGAACUAAAGGAAAAAAUGUGUGCACAAAGUACAGAAGAAAGAGUGGACACAGGAAGCAAGCUUGAACAACGUGCAUCACGUGAUAUGACCCGUCUCUUCCAACGUCAACCCAUGAAUACCAAUAAUAACGAUAUUGAUUCUUUAAUAUUCAAGGAAUUUAAGGAAUUUGUCAAAACUGAUGUUCCACUUCGAAAGAUACAUUUGGUAUCCUACAUGAAAAACAGCUUUGCGGAAGAUAUUGAACCAUGUUUAAGGUUUGCUCGUCUUUCCUCCAAAAAAUUAUGUGAGGCCAUUUUAUUAAAUACUUGUUUUAUUGAAGAAACACCUUAUGGAUUUGCUCGAGAACAAAUUCAAAGUCGACCAGCAGAUAUGCCUCUUAAAAUUUCAGCAGCGAAAACAUUGAUUUGGGAGCGAUUAUCCAAUUCAGUAUUUGAGGGCUGUCAGGCAUGUGGACGUAUUAGUGGUGAAGAUUCAUUGCCUUAUCGAUUCCGCAUAUCUGUAAUCGAUGAUUGGGCAUGUAUCGAUCGUUAUUGUCGCGACCGACUAGUCUCUGUUUGUGAAUUUUAUACAUUUGUAAGAAAUGUACGACAGGGCUAUUACAAUGGUAGAACAAUAGAUGAUUUAUAUAGCGAAUCAAUACGUCUUAAACUGCAAAUGUUUUAUGCAAGAAUGGGAACACUAUCUCAAACACUACAUCAAAUGGGAGUAAAAGGAGAUGAAAUGGGACAUGCUUCACAACCAAACAUGAUUAUACCACCUCCUAUUGAGGAUAAUACUAUCAUGGAUAAAAAUUUAAGUGAAGACAAGAAAACAGACGAAUUUACUAAUGAAAACAAUGCUCUUAAUAUACUUGAAGAUAACAAUAUAGAAGCAAAUAAACAAGACUAUAGAAAUUCACUACAGUCAGAAAAAAACGGUUAAGUUAUAAUAUUUGCACUAAAAUUGCGCAGAUCAACUGACAAAACCAAAAAGACGGUGGAAAACGAAAAAAAAAAAGAAUUUUUUAUUGCCUUUUUAGUCAUAAACAAAAAAAAAAAAAUAUUUAUAUUGUUUAAAAUAAACUAAAU
Molecule: messenger RNA, 1743 nt
Organism: Cokeromyces recurvatus
Lineage: Eukaryota; Fungi; Mucoromycota; Mucoromycetes; Mucorales; Mucoraceae
Exons: 3
Coding region: 71-1597 (508 amino acids)
Biological process (GO): exocytosis
Cellular component (GO): Golgi to plasma membrane transport vesicle; cell tip
Molecular function (GO): guanyl-nucleotide exchange factor activity
Source: RefSeq, a predicted model, not a curated record